This is a messenger RNA of Panicum virgatum (switchgrass), 1014 nucleotides long. RefSeq names its product dnaJ homolog subfamily B member 1-like. Gene Ontology annotation, cellular component: cytosol. Bases 1 to 1014 code for a protein of 337 amino acids. The transcript has 3 exons. Lineage: Eukaryota; Viridiplantae; Streptophyta; Magnoliopsida; Poales; Poaceae. Gene Ontology annotation, molecular function: protein-folding chaperone binding. The record is from RefSeq and is a predicted model, not a curated record.
AUGGGAUCAAGGGACUACUACGAGAUCCUCAACGUCGGCCGUGACGCCACCGACGACGACCUCCGCAGGGCCUACCGCCGGCUGGCCAUGCGGUGGCACCCCGACAAGAACCCCGGCGGCAAGGCCGACGCCGAGGCCAGGUUCAAGGAGAUCACCGAGGCAUACAACGUGCUCACCGACGCAGACAAGAGGGCGGUGUACGACCAGUACGGGGAGGAGGGCCUCCGCGGGGAGGUGCCGCAGCCCGGCGGUGGCCGCGGCAGCGAUGACAUCUUCGCCGAGUUCUUCGGGAGCACGCCGUUCACGUACUGCAGCAGGGGCGGCGGCGGCAACGCGCGCGGCGGGACGCAGCCCCCGCCGCCCCCGGCGUGGGACGGCGGGUUCGGCCGGUCGUACCGCCGCAGACAGGGUGGCGGCGGCGGCGCGGCGCCCUCGAUGGCGCCGCCACCACCGCCCGUGGAGAGCAGGCUGGCCUGCACCCUGGAGGAGCUCUACGUGGGCGUCACCAAGAAGAUGAGGAUCUCCCGGAACGUCGUGGACGCCAAUGGGAGGAUGAAGACGGAGUCGGAGGUCCUGUCGAUCGAGGUGAAGCCCGGGUGGAAGAAGGGCACCAAGAUCACGUUCCCGGGCAAGGGCAACCAGCAGUGGAACCAGCUCCCCGCCGACCUGGUCUUCGUGGUCGACGAGAAGCCCCACCCCGUGUACCGGCGCGACGGCAACGACCUGGUGGCCGAGGCCCGGGUGACGCUCGCCGAGGCGCUGGGCGGCACGGUCGUCGUCCUCGCCGCGCUCGACGGCCGCGAGCUGGCCGUGGACGUGGGCGGCGGCGAGGAGGACGACGCCCCCGUGGUGUGCCCCGGGUACGAGCUGGUGGUGCCGGCGGAGGGCAUGCCCAUCGCGCGCGAGCCCGGGCGCUGCGGCAGCCUCCGCAUCCGGUUCGACGUCGCGUUCCCGGAGCGGCUCACCCGCCGGCAGCGCGCGCAGAUCAAGCGCGUCCUCGAGGCCGGCUGCUAG